Messenger RNA from Mandrillus leucophaeus (drill), 1680 nucleotides. RefSeq lists its product as uncharacterized. The transcript has 12 exons. NCBI's taxonomy places the organism in Eukaryota, Metazoa, Chordata, Mammalia, Primates, Cercopithecidae. The record is from RefSeq and is a predicted model, not a curated record.
AUGGGAGAGCAGAGGAAGGCUGCAGGUCGGGUAGCUAGAUUCCAUGAUGCCCUCAAGAAGUUGCCAGACGCCGGUUGGGGAGCUUUCAAGAGCCAGAGACCCAGGGAAGUCCCCUCUUCGGCCUCCGAGGACCCCGAAGCCUGGCCGCAGUGCUCAGCCUUGGACCCAGCGGUUCCGCGGCUGGACGCCCCUCGGCGCUGGCUGUGCGCACCCAGGCGCAAAGCACUGCAGGUUGGAGGCGGAAGGCAGCGCGCUCUGGGCUCAUUGGCGGGUUUUUGCUGCCACCUCGCGGCGGUGGUGCGUAGCAUGCGAACCCUCCGCGCCGCGGGCGUUUGCCACGACAGCCUCCUUUUCCUCUUGAGGUCUGCGAUGGACUGCGCCCUGUCUUAUGCCAAAGUCCACCAUUUUGCGUGGGGAACAUCUAACUCCACCUCUCCAGGUCAGUCAGGUAGGGGCAGCCAGAUGCUCCCUCUAUCCCCUGGAAGCCCUGGGGGGAAAUCCAUCUCUAUCAGAAAGCCACAGGUGCUGGAGGUGAUUCUUAUUAACAGGAAGGAUGGGAAAAUACUGCCUGAGAGCCUUGUUCUUCAGUGCAAGGACAAGGCCACCUACAUCCCAAGCCAGCUGGAGGAGCAGCUUCCAGUCUUCAGAGAUGGGCCCAUCUUCUUCAAAUGCGUGUCUAGUGGGGGGAGAGCAAAGGGGGCACUUCGGAAGAAUUGUGAAGCAAGCACAGACAGGGUCACAGAGAGCCCUGCCUCUGAAGCUCUUCAAAUUGGCCUGGAGGAGAUUCAGCAGCUUAUCUUGGGCGGUGACCCAGCCACAGACAUUCAGACGGGCGCAGACACCAAGGAGCGGCUGAAGCAAGGGGAGGCAAAGGUUCCAGCAGAGCCUGGGGAGGCGCUCCCAGAAAGGCCUGGGGCCCGGCCACAACUGCAGGCACUGGGGCAGGGAGUGGGCAGUGCACAGUCCCCAGCCCUGGCUGAGCCCCGCCUCUCAGGCCCUGGAGGCAGAAAGCGCCUCAGCCUGGCCUCUCCCGGAUUCCGGAUCCAGCUGUCCUGGUUGCUGCCUAACUUUCAGCCCUGUGUCCAGCGUAUCUGUGAACUGAUCUGGGGCCAGAGCUCAGGGAAAGUCAGAGACACUCAGGAAAAUGAAGCAACCAUUCCCUCCCUCCACCAGGAUAUGUUGAUCCUAAGCCCAGAAAGCUCCAGCCAGUUGAAUAAAAGUGCCCUUUUCUUGGCCAGAGGCGACGAUUUGACCCACAUGCAGGGCAUGAUGGUGGUGGGUACAGGCACCUCACUGGCGAUCUCCUCCCUCCUGUCCCUGCCGCUCUUCACUGGGAUGCAGAUGUGCAGCCAUCAGCUGGCCUCCACCGAGUGGCUUACCAUCCAGGACGGCCUGCUUGGCUCACGUCUCUUCGUGUUCUCCCUCACUGCCUUCAAGAUUCUGGAGACUCUUGUGUUUGGCAAAGGAUCCCAAGCAAAGACCUCCCCUGAGAUUCUCCUGUUCCUUCUGUUGGCUGUCUUUGCAUCUGGCCUCAUCCACUGAGUCUGUGUCACCACCUGCUUCAUCUUCUCCGUGGUUGGUCUGUGCUACAUUAACAAGAUCUCCUCCACUCUGCAUCAGGCAGCAGCUCCAGUCCUCACACCAGCCAAGGUCACAGGCAAGAGCAAGAAGAGACAUUGA